UGUUGCUUCUUCACAGCCAACGACAAUACAUCUUUGAAUUUGACAAGAACGACCACCUAUCCUCCGUGACCAUGCCCAACGUGGCCCGGCAGACUCUGGAAACCAUCCGUUCCAUUGGUUACUAUCGUAAUAUCUACCGGCCCCCCGAGGGCAAUGCCUCAGUCAUCCAAGACUUCACCGAGGACGGGCACCUCCUCCACACCUUUUAUUUGGGCACAGGCCGGAGGGUGAUCUAUAAAUAUGGGAAGCUGUCCAAGCUGGCCGAGAUGCUGUAUGACACCACCAAGAUUGGCUUCACUUACGAUGAGACAGCAGGCAUGCUCAAGACCAUCAACUUGCAGAACGAAGGGUUCACAUGCACCAUCCGCUACCGGCAGAUCGGUCCCCUGAUUGACCGCCAGAUCUUCCGGUUCACAGAGGAAGGGAUGGUGAACGCCCGCUUUGACUACAACUAUGACAACAGCUUCCGGGUGACGAGCAUGCAGGCUGUGAUCAAUGAGACCCCGCUGCCCAUUGACCUCUACCGCUAUGAUGAUGUCUCAGGAAAGACCGAGCAGUUUGGCAAGUUUGGGGUCAUUUACUAUGACAUUAACCAGAUCAUCACCACAGCGGUCAUGACCCACACCAAGCACUUUGACGCCUACGGGAGGAUGAAAGAGGUCCAGUAUGAGAUAUUCCGGUCCCUCAUGUACUGGAUGACCGUGCAGUAUGACAACAUGGGACGGGUGGUGAAGAAGGAGCUGAAGGUGGGGCCGUACGCCAACACCACUCGCUACUCCUACGAGUAUGAUGCCGACGGACAGCUCCAAACAGUGUCGAUCAAUGACAAGCCCCUCUGGCGUUACAGCUACGACCUCAACGGGAACCUGCACCUGCUGAGCCCCGGGAACAGCGCCCGCCUCACCCCGCUAAGGUACGACCUCAGAGACCGGAUCACCAGGCUGGGUGAUGUCCAGUACAAGGUGGAUGAAGAUGGCUUCCUGAGGCAGAGGGGCAAUGACGUGUUUGAGUACAACUCGGCAGGCCUGCUCAUUAAGGCAUACAACCGGGCUAGCGGGUGGAGCGUGAGGUACCGCUACGACGGGCUGGGGAGGAGGGUGUCCAGCAAGACCAGUCACGGCCACCACCUCCAGUUCUUCUACGCAGAUCUGACCAACCCCACCAAGGUCACCCAUUUAUACAACCAUUCCAGCUCGGAGAUCGCAUCCCUCUACUAUGACCUCCAGGGUCACCUGUUCGCCAUGGAGCUCAGCAGUGGAGACGAAUUCUACAUCGCCUGUGACAACAUCGGGACCCCGCUGGCGGUAUUCAGCGGGACCGGCUUGAUGAUCAAGCAGGUCUUAUACACUGCUUACGGGGAGAUCUACAUGGACACCAACCCAAACUUCCAGGUCAUCAUCGGCUACCACGGGGGCCUCUAUGAUCCACUCACCAAGCUCGUCCACAUGGGAAAGAGAGAUUAUGAUGUGCUGGCGGGUCGGUGGACCAGCCCGGACCACGACAUGUGGAAGCGCCUGAGGGGCAACAAUAUCAUGCCCUUCAACCUCUACAUGUUUAAAAACAACAACCCCAUCAGCAACUCUCAGGAUAUCAAGUGCUACAUGACGGAUGUCAACAGCUGGCUCCUUACCUUUGGAUUCCAGCUGCACAAUGUGAUUCCUGGAUAUCCCAAGCCAGAUACAGACACCAUGGAGCCAUCCUAUGAGCUUAUCCACACCCAGAUGAAAACCCAGGAGUGGGACAAUAGCAAGUCCAUCCUCGGGGUGCAGUGUGAGGUGCAGAGGCAGUUAAAAUCCUUCGUCACCCUGGAACGGUUUGAGCAGAUCUAUGGUUCUCACAUCGUCGGCUGCCAGCAAUCCCAGGAGACAAAGAAAUUCGCCUCCAGUGGGUCUGUCUUUGGCAAGGGAGUAAAAUUUGCCAUGAAAGAUGGUCGAGUGGCCACCGACAUCAUCAGCACCGCCAAUGAGGAUGGUCGGAGAAUCGCCGCCAUCUUGAACAAUGCCCACUACCUGGAGAACUUGCACUUCACAAUCGAGGGGGUGGACACACACUACUUUGUGAAACCAGGGCCCUCAGAGAGUGACCUGGCCAUCUUGGGCCUCAGUGGGGGGCGGCGGACCCUGGAGAAUGGGGUGAAUGUUACAGUUUCUCAGAUCAACACAAUGAUCAAUGGAAGGACUAGACGCUAUACCGACAUCCAGCUGCAGCACGGGGCGCUGUGUUUGAACACCCGCUACGGGACAACCCUGGAUGAGGAGAAGGCGCGAGUACUGGAGCUAGCCAGGCAGAGGGCUGUGGGCCAGGCCUGGGUCCGAGAACAGCAGAGACUACGGGAAGGGGAGGAGGGCAUCCGCUCCUGGACAGAGGGGGAGAAGCAGCAGGUGCUGAGCACCGGGCGGGUGCAAGGUUAUGACGGAUACUUUGUCAUCUCGGUGGAACAGUACCCAGAACUGGCCGACAGUGCCAGCAACAUUCACUUCAUGCGACAGAGUGAGAUGGGCAGAAGGUGACAGAGAGGGUCCGAGCGUUAACUUCUUGCCAAAGACAGCUACUCUCUUGUGGCCACUUACCUGACUGUGUUGUAUUCGGGG
Molecule: messenger RNA, 2591 nt
Organism: Vombatus ursinus (common wombat)
Lineage: Eukaryota; Metazoa; Chordata; Mammalia; Diprotodontia; Vombatidae
Product: teneurin-4-like
Exons: 3
Coding region: 72-2510 (812 amino acids)
Biological process (GO): heterophilic cell-cell adhesion; neuron development
Cellular component (GO): neuron projection
Molecular function (GO): protein homodimerization activity; protein heterodimerization activity; cell adhesion molecule binding
Source: RefSeq, a predicted model, not a curated record